GUGGCUGUCGAGAGGAUGGGGGUCUGUGGGUACCUGUUCCUGCCCUGGAAGUGCCUCGUGAUCGUGUCUCUCAGGCUGCUGUUCCUUGUACCCACAGGAGUGCCCGUGCGCAGCGGAGAUGCCACCUUCCCCAAAGCUAUGGACAACGUGACGGUCCGGCAGGGCGAGAGCGCCACCCUCAGGUGUACCAUAGACGACCGAGUCACCCGGGUGGCCUGGCUGAACCGCAGCACCAUCCUCUACGCCGGGAAUGACAAGUGGUCCAUAGACCCUCGUGUGGUCAUCCUGGUCAACACACCAACCCAGUACAGCAUCAUGAUCCAAAACGUGGACGUGUAUGACGAAGGCCCGUACACCUGCUCUGUGCAGACGGACAACCACCCCAAGACCUCCCGGGUCCACCUCAUCGUGCAAGUCCCUCCACAAAUCAUGAACAUCUCCUCAGAUAUCACUGUGAACGAGGGAAGCAGCGUGACCCUGCUGUGUCUUGCUAUUGGCAGACCAGAGCCAACUGUGACGUGGAGACACCUGUCUGUCAAGGAAGGCCAGGGCUUUGUGAGCGAGGAUGAAUACCUGGAAAUCUCUGACAUCAAACGUGACCAGUCGGGGGAGUAUGAAUGCAGCGCCUUGAACGAUGUGGCUGCUCCUGAUGUGCGGAAAGUCAAAAUCACUGUAAACUACCCUCCCUAUAUCUCAAAAGCCAAGAACAUGGGUGUGUCCGUUGGUCAGAAGGGCAUCCUGAGCUGUGAAGCCUCUGCCGUGCCCACCGCUGAGUUCCAGUGGUUCAGGGAAGACACCAGGCUAGCCACCGGCCUGGACGGCGUGAGGAUUGAGAAUAAAGGGCGCAUAUCCACUCUGACUUUCUUCAAUGUUUCAGAAAAGGAUUAUGGCAACUAUACUUGUGUGGCCACAAACAAGCUUGGGAACACCAACACCAGCAUCACACUGUAUGAAAUAAGCCCCUCAUCAGCAGUGGCAGGGCCUGGAGCAGUCAUUGAUGGUGUAAACUCGGCCUCUAGAGCGCUGGCUUGUCUCUGGCUAUCAGGGACCCUCUUUGCCCACUUCUUCAUCAAGUUUUGA
This is a messenger RNA of Eptesicus fuscus (big brown bat), 1080 nucleotides long. It is a transcript of the gene OPCML, whose product is annotated as opioid binding protein/cell adhesion molecule like. Gene Ontology annotation, cellular component: neuron projection. The coding region runs from base 16 to 1080 and encodes 354 amino acids. The transcript is spliced from 8 exons. NCBI's taxonomy places the organism in Eukaryota, Metazoa, Chordata, Mammalia, Chiroptera, Vespertilionidae. The record is from RefSeq and is a predicted model, not a curated record.